Molecule: messenger RNA, 1920 nt
Organism: Coprinopsis cinerea okayama7#130
Lineage: Eukaryota; Fungi; Basidiomycota; Agaricomycetes; Agaricales; Psathyrellaceae
Exons: 4
Coding region: 1-1920 (639 amino acids)
Source: RefSeq, a predicted model, not a curated record
AUGAAGAGCAUCCAUUCCAGCCUCUAUCGCGUGAGGUCAAACUCGCUGACCUCCGUGCACCGGCCGUUGCACACCACCAGCGUCAUCCCCCUCACCUUCUUUGACUCUCCACCGCCCCCGCUGCGCCCCGGUGUCCUCACAUCGCCCAACCGACUGCCCACAGAGCAUCCGACGUCAAACUCGUCAACACAACACUCAUCGCACUCCCAUGGCGGUCAUCCGCCACUACCGCUUGCCCUCGGAACAACUCCCUCUAAUUCAUCAUCACAAAUACAAUCCCAAUAUGCUCUCUUCACAUAUUCGUCGUCGCCACCAAAAUCCUCGUCACACCCACAACCGGCUCAUUCCACGCAUGAAACACCGCACAGGGCUCCGAAACGACAGCGCCUGAAAUAUCAGCUUGACGUUGGUGCUUACGGUAUCCCUAAGCGGUGCAGAACAGGCGAGACCCCGCGAGGAUUGCAUACUACUCGCCUUUCACCACAACCUUCACCCCUCGACGACCUCUCUCUUGCUGUUCAGGUUGGAGAAGAUGCCUACUUUGUUCGGGACAAUGCUAUGGGAGUUGCCGACGGCGUCGGAGGAUGGACGCGGUCCAAGCACCACGACCCUGCACAGCCAUCGGCGAGUGCACUGUUCGCGCGACGUCUAAUGCAUUACUGCUCGGCAGAGAUAGAGUCGUCAGCAACUGCGAAACCCCUCAAUUCAUCAUCGUCCCGACCCCAGUUUUCGUUUUCCACUCAUCUCAAACCUCGUCCCGGCGAACGGCAAAAUCCCCUUUUUUCGAAUGCAUUUUACGUAUGGGAAGAGAUAGAAGCUCAGAGACAACGACAACAAGAGCUUGAAGAGGAUCUCCUUGAUUCCCUAGAUGAGCUGUCAGAGGGUAUCGACGUCCUCCAAAUUUUGGAAAGGGCUUACGACCAAACCAUCAAAACCCACGUUUCUUCAAACUGUUCGUCACCUUCACCAUCCCAUGACGCAUCUUCAGGGAAUCCCUCAACACCAUCCCAAUCGUCGACCUCGUUUUCGCAACGUUCGAAGAAAUCCCAAGAACCCACACCCCUUAUGACCGGAUCAUCGACCGCAUUGCUGGCCGUCCUCGACCAUGCGCCCCAGCCGCCUGCCAAUGGAAACUCAUCGAUGACUACCCUCUCCAUUGUAACAUCUUCGGCACACCCUCCGCUAUCUUCAUCCGCACCCUCGACGUCAUCUCCAUUCUCCAAUUAUGCCGCAGGCACAUUGCAUCCUUCCAUCUACUUGGAGAACGACGCAGCUCAGUCUUGUGACGCUGUCAUUAGAAUAGCCCACAUCGGAGAUUGCAUGGGAAUGCUGGUUCGAGAUGAGGAGAUCAUUUGGAGAAGCGAGGAAAUGUGGUGGGACUUCAAUAUGCCACUCCAGCUGGGUCCUGCAACACACCCUACUGUCACGCCCUCGACCACAGCACACCAUUUCACUCUACCCGUCAAGGCAGAUGAUAUCCUGAUUCUUGCUAGCGAUGGCUUGAGCGACAAUCUUUGGGAUGAAGAGGUACUUGAUGAGGUCAUCAAGUUCCGCCGAAGCUUCCUUGGCAAGGAUUCCGUGCCUCAACCCGCGAACGCGCAGUCUUCUUCAUCAACCUCAACUGCAGAGUCUGGAUCUGCAGAUCGUCUGCUCCGUCGCAAGACAUUGGCUGGGAUGCUUUCCGAGGCCCUGUGCUCGCGUGCGCGUAAGGUUUCGGAACGACGGGGAACGCCGAAAUCCAGUCGAUCGUCUACUCCACCUGGAGCCCCUUUUAUCGAUGAGGAUGAAGUCCCUUUUGCCCGUCGUGCACGAGAAGCAGGACGGACCUUCAGAGGAGGUAAACACGACGAUAUCUCCGUGAUUGUCGCUGUCAUCUCCCCGGCGCACGACGACGCUGCCCCUCAAAAAGUCCAAGCUUAA